AUGGUGACGGUAGUGCCGACAGAUCCGGCUUCCCCGAGUCGAUUCCGUGAUGCCUGCGAUGCAUUGCACGAUGGCACUGAGGCGGCGAGAAGGAUUUUCGGCUGGGCCUCGGGCGUGCCUGGGCGGCUUGUCGGGAAGGAAGCAGCAUGGCUCCUCGCAGAUGCCGCCAGAUUUGCCGUUGCAGACCUGCCGCCAGUGCUGCUCGGAAGAACUGCCGAUCUCUCGCGGGCGCUGCUCAGUGUCCGCAUGCGCGAAGUUGUACACGACCCCAAGAAAGCAGCAGCCUGCGCGACGCACAAAGCUCUUGAUCUGAUGGGAGGCGGCUUCGUGAAAAUGGCCCAGGUGGUCGCGCACAGCCCGGCGCUCUUCCCGGAACCGCUGGUGCGUGCUUGCCGUGGCAGCCUAGCCCAGGCUGUGACACCUCCGGCUCCAUUGAAGGACAUCGAGCAGAUUCUGAAGGAGGACUUGGGCCUCAAGAUUGGAGAUCUCUUUGAGGACUUUGAAGUGGAGCCAAUGGCUGCAGCAUCCAUUGCUCAGGUGCAUGCUGCCAGAUUGCGCUCCGGGGAGAGGUGUGUAGUGAAAGUCGUUCGUCCACGUGUCCGGGAACGACUGGCCGUGGACUUCGCAUGUGUCCAGUUGGCUGCACGUCUGGCAGAUUUGAUCCUCGGGGAGGAGGUGGUCCUUCAGCUGGUGAGCGCCUCGCUGGAAGGAUGUGUAGAGGAGCUGAGACGAGCGGUGAUGGCCGAGUGUGACCUUGCCGUGGAACGACAGAACAUCGAGGACUUUAGCCGGUGGCUGGAAACAUCAGCCACGCUUCGCAGAGCUCGUCUUGCCGACGCGGUGCGUGUCCCGAAGACCUACGAAGACGCUUCCUCGUCUCGCAUCCUGACCAUGGAGCGGAUUGAUGGUCUGCCCUUCUCCGAGCUCUAUGAGGGAGGUUCUCGGCGGAGUGAUUGUGGCGACUGGCAAGCGGCACUGACAUCUGCGCUGAGCGUGGCGGCGGUGUCUGUAAUCGACGGAUCGGCUCUCUUCCAUGCUGACCUGCACACCGGCAACAUGAUUGCGGUCAGAGGGCCUGGCGGAGAAUGUCGGGUGGCCUUCAUUGAUUUCGGCUGCUGCGGCCGACUUCCUGCACCGCUGCGAGGCACACUGCUGAUGCAAGCCUCAGCAUUUGCUGGAGGAAGGCCGGAUGUACGCCAGUUCUGCGAGGGCUUCGCGCACGCCUUGCAGCGAAUCCCGGAGCUUGGCCGCGAGGAGGACUUGGAUGUUGAUGCCCUCGCUACUGACAUGAAGCCUGUGCUAAAGCAGCUUCAGCUUCUUAACCCUUUCAGAGGAGGUGAUCCAAUGAGCCCCGAGCUACACAUAGAGCUCUUGCGGCUACAGCGGGUUCUUUGCCGACAUGGGGUACAGCUUCCACGUGAAUUCACUCUCUUGAUGAAGACUGGUUGCUUCGGUGCUUUGUAUUUCUCGCUUUUGGACGAUGCCAACAAGCGACAGCUCUUGUCAAAGCUCCUGGUGGCCGGAGCCGCUUUCGCUGCUUCCCAUCCCAAGGACGCCAGGCAGCUUCUGAAUCCAGCGAGGAUGGCGGUGCUGCUGUCGGCGCUUCGGAGCCAUGACAGGUCUUGCAAUCACAGCAGCGUUGCUGGCGCGGCAUCUGCAGCGACUCAGCAGAGGAUAGAUCACGGAUCCUUGGUGCAGCUCCUGCCUCGUGUCGCAGUGCAGAGAACGAGUUGUCUAGUCUUUGGCACUCAGCUGCCCCUGUUUCACCUGCUCUUUGGCAACCAGUUUGUCAGGUCCGAGGACUCUGCGAACGGAGACGUUUCGGAUGAGGCAAGUACGACCCUUGAGCCGGUGCCAGGCUGCACAAGGCCUGAUGGGAGUGCUCCGGCAGUCCAUGCUGCUUUCUACCUUUGGUAUGGCACUCCAGAGGUAGACGGCAAGUGGUUGCACUGGGAUCACAAGGUGCUGCCCCAUUGGGACAAGGAGGUGGAUGCAAAGUAUGAUAAGUUCAAUUGGAGUCCUCCAGAUGAGCCGCAUGCCACCUUCUAUCCUGAAAGGGGUCCAUACAGCUCACGCGACGAAUCCAUCCUCACGAGCCAGUUUGAGGACCUGGCGAAGGCAGGUGUGGACUCUGCCAUGUGCUCCUGGUGGGGACGAAAGGAUUGGACUGGCAAGCGUGAUGAUGCGGACUCAGGUGCCAACACGGAUGAACUCAUCCCAUCGGUGCUGCAGGCUGCAGAGCAAGCUGGCGUGUUUGUAUCGUUCCAUAUCGAGCCGUAUGGGGGGCGGUCCCCACAAACGUUCCUAGAUGAUCUUGCAUAUAUUGUCCGAGAAUACGGUCGCCAUCCAGCCAUCUGGCGCGAGGGUCCCAACAAGUUGCCGCUCUUUUGGCUUUACGAUGUUUCGGCCCAGCACUCAAUGCAAGAUGUGGCUGCCUGGAAGAUGGCGCUGGACUCUGUGCGAGAUACCGAGCUAGACGGCGUCUUCUUGUGCCUUUGGAUUGGAAAUGGCGGGGGUCGAGAAGAUCUUCGGUUUGUUCAAGAUGGAGGCUUUGAUGGCGCGUACACCUACUUUGCAGCCGAGGGGUUCACACCAGGCUCUAACACAAAGAGUUGGAAAGACACUGCUGCGCGACUGAAGAAGGUCGGGAAGCUUUUUGUGCCGUCAGUUGGACCUGGGUACGAUGACACGCGUGUGCGACCCUGGAACUCCCACAACAUCCGAGAAAGAAAGGGUGGAGAGUACUACAACCGAAUGUGGUCUGCAGCAGUGGGCAGUCGACCCCAUGCUGUCUCGGUGACCUCCUACAAUGAGUGGGGAGAGGGCACUCAGAUCGAGCCCGCCAAACGGCAUCGCUCUUGGAAAGGCGCCAAGUAUGGCAGCUACGAGCCCAAGCCGCCUCUCUCCCGGUCUUGUCCUUCUCGGGGACAGUACAGAGCAACUGCCAACGAUCUGAGGCCGCCCAGGCCCCCUCCUGACUACGAAUGGUCCCACAGCUGUGCUAGCUGCAACGCGAAUGCCAGGAAGAUCAAUGCAGUGAAGCGAAGGUGCUUUCAACUUGAGAAGACCGCCUCGCCUGUCUUCCUUUCAAUGCUGGAACAUGCCGCGAUCUGGAAGCAGGCCAUAUAUCGGUUUCAGUGGCGUAGGCUGCAAUUGUGGGCGACUGCGCUGAUGAGGAACAAGAAGCAAGGCAUCGCCUUCAACUACAACUCUGAACGCCGACGGGCACGUUCCAGGACGCCAAACCGCGCUGCAGGCGAGGAGAAGCGGAAGCAACAACGAGAAAAACGCAAGGCGUUGUUUGCAGCCCCGAAACGUGAUGAACCCAGACAGGAUCCGGGAGUUGAGGGAACAUCUGAUGAUGAACCCAGCAAUCUGGUUUCCGCGCCGAAAGACAAUGCCUGGGAAAGGACAUCCUGGGAGCAGAGCUCUUUCGAUACCUCUGCAGAAAAGGCGAAGUUCUUGCGCCUCAUGGGUGCCGAAAAGGACAAGGAGUCGUCGAGCGAGGCGCAGCCCAGCAAGGCUGUUCCCGGGCCUGCUCAGGAGUUGGAGCGGCAAUACUGGCAGGGAAUGCAAAAACAGCUCUACUCUCGAGGGCGGGGCUUAGGUUAA
Molecule: messenger RNA, 3612 nt
Organism: Symbiodinium natans
Lineage: Eukaryota; Dinophyceae; Suessiales; Symbiodiniaceae
Source: the annotation of a GenBank genome assembly